Clarias gariepinus (North African catfish) is the source of this 811-nucleotide messenger RNA. RefSeq names its product rho GTPase-activating protein 20-like. The record is from RefSeq and is a predicted model, not a curated record. Gene Ontology annotation, molecular function: GTPase activator activity. The transcript is spliced from 4 exons. Bases 232 to 729 code for a protein of 165 amino acids. Lineage: Eukaryota; Metazoa; Chordata; Actinopteri; Siluriformes; Clariidae.
UUCCCCUCAUGGCUGCUUGUUCUCUGCUGUGUCAUUAACACCAUCCUCAUUAACUUACAUCACCACGGACCUGCAAACAAGCUCAGAGUCUUGCCCUUAUCCUGUCUCACCACCUGGGGACGAGUGCUAGGAGCCCUUAUUGUUCCCAGCCUCAUUAGUGCACUCUGUAUAGUAUAUGACGAGGAAAGAAGCUUAGGUGUCCAGUUUCAGCCUGGGAAGUGACGGAGCUUUAUGUACCUGUAUCUACUGGCUGCUAUGAGGAGGGGAAGCUAUGAAGAAGUUACAGCUGAAAUACAACCGCACUUGUGCAGUCUGGCUCAUAGAAGACGAUCGGCACCAAGUGUGCUGUUUGAGAAAGCUCUGGGAACGCCCUGGCCCUCCAUCAGGGAGGAGUGUGUGCCUGCAAUUCUGAUUGAUCAGUGUCCAUUUGUGCUCGGUCUGAGUAGUGAGGACUCAGAGCUUAUCCUGGAUGACACAGUGCAGCUUACUGAGGGACUGAGGACAAGGGAGAGACAUGUGUUCCUCUUUAGUGAUGUGUUGGUCAUCGCUAAGCUCAAAUCCAGAGGCAGCUACAGACUAAAACACAGAGUCAGCCUCGAGCAGCUGUGGGUUUGUAACUUUAGAAAUGAGGAAGACAAAGCAUGUAAGGACGAAAAGAGACAUUUCCACCUGAAGAAGACACUCGUUCUAGCCUGGUCUGUCUCUUUCUGUCUCCUGACAUUCAGGUGAGCUAAUCAAAUUGGAAUUUUAAAAACAAAAUGUAAAUAUGUGAUCUGAAUGCUGCUCAUUAUUUACAGUAUAAGACAAUACA